UAGCUAUAUGGAGCUCAUAAUGAUUCUUGUGAAGACAGUAGUCCUGUUGACCAUGACUGGGUAUUUAUAUCUAUUUUGACAAUCUUCCAAGCCCUUUCUUAACGUAGGUAUAUAACAUAUUCUUUUCUAUCUGCAAAUACAUUUCCUUUUGUACGUACAAAUGUUUAUCCUUUUUUGGGUACCGAUAAAAACAAAUUUUACAUUCUUCUUUAAGAAACACAUAGGUAUUUUCUUAUAAUUGGUCCUAGACAAGCAGAUAUGAAGAAAAUAGCGAAUAAAUACUCCUAGACGAUCCCCGUGAAGCACAGACCUUUUUCAGAGUUUAGUGACCUUACUCACCCAAACCGAUGAUUUUCCUUAAAUCCCAUAUCCGGGGUAUUCGUCCCAACUGUUACUCGUUAUAUCUUUGAAUCACCCCCCUUCUUAUUUACCCUCCCCCUCCCUACUGUCUACCACAAAAGAGGAAUUACAUUGUCCCCCUCUCCCUUCCGAAUACUAAAAAAGAAGAAUUUUAUUGAGGGACAACGCUGACGGGGGACGUGACUAUGAAUGUCGGAUGAAAUGGAUAAUGUGAGGAUACGACAAAGUUCUUUUGUGAACGAAUUAUGGUCGGUUUAGAGGAUAAAUCGAUCUCAAUUAAAAUCAAAAUAAUCAAAGUGCAAGAUAAUCCAGUAAAGUGUAUGAACCAUCAAUAACUAGAAAAAAUGAGGGAUACUAAUUUAGUAAAAAUAGCUGUGGAAUUGCCCAACCAACUUCCUCAGUUCAGGGAUAUGAAUCAACAACACCCUUUGAGUGGGAUAAUUCAGGAGCUUUGCAAUGCCUGGAAUUUAACUGAUCCUGAACAGUAUGCUUUACAAUUUAAUGAUGUCAAUAAUAAAAAAUAUAUUACUGAAAAAAAUCGCAAUGAAAUUAAAAAUGGAUCUGUUUUGCGUCUUGAAUUUUCACCCUCAAAGACAGCUCAAGAUAUUUUACAUAAACUCAACAUGGGAACAUCAGAGGACAAAUCACAAGCUUUAAUAAAGUUAUGUAACUUAAGCUCUGAUAUAACAUUUGCUCUAGACUUCAUUAAUAAGCAAGGAUUGGCAUUGAUAAUCAGACAAAUAGAGAAUACCAAGGGUGAAGACAGCAACAUACUUACACAGAGUCUUUUGUCAUUUGUUGAGUUGAUGGAACAUGGAAUAGUGUCGUGGGAUAUUUUAGAGAGUAAUUUCAUCACAAGAAUUGCUGGUUUAGUGAAUUCAAAACAAGAACAUCAGAUAACUGAAGCUGCUUUAUCGAUAUUGGAAAAUGUUGUGUUGAAUAGCACAGAAGGAUAUGGACAGGUGGAACGUGAGAUACCGAUAUCGUCACUUAUUACGCAUUUACAAUCCUCAGCAGUGGUGCAACAAAAUGCUGUUGCUUUAAUUAAUGCUCUAUUAAUAAAAGCUGACCAGUCUAAGCGUAGAAGUAUGGCUGCGAUUUUGGCAUCAAAGCAAGUAAGGACUACAAUCCAGGGUUACAUAAUUGACAAGGGUGUAGCUGAGGGAGCUGAAAUGGCCCAUCAACUUUACGUAUUGCAGACAUUAACUUUAGGGCUUUUGGAACAGAGAAUGAUGACCAAAAUGGAUCCUCAGGACCAAGAAAGUCAUGAUAAAAUUAAGGAGUUACGUAGAAUAGCCUUUGACAGUGAAGGGGCAAGCAAUGCAAAAGGUCCUUCAGGUUUUACUAGAGACUACAAAAAAUUGGGUUUCAAAAACGAUAUCAAUCCUGCCUUAGACUUCAUAGAAACUCCCCCGGGACUUCUGGCGCUUGAUUGCAUGAUAUAUUUUGCCAGGAUAUAUCCAGAUUGCUACACAAAAUUGGUCUUAGAAAACAGUUGCAGGGCUGAUGAACACGAAUGUCCCUUCGGAAGAGCGAGCGUGGAAUUGGUCAGAAUUCUCUGUGAACUUUUAACCAUUGGAGAAACUCCUUCAGAACAAGGACAAGCGUUUCAACCUCUUUUUUUCACUCACGAUCAUCCUUUCGAAGAAUGUUUUUCCAUUUGUAUAGUUCUUUUGAAUAAAACAUGGAAGGAGAUGCGAGCCACAUCUGAAGACUUUGAAAAAGUUGCCAGUGUGGUGCGAGAACAAAUCCUAAGAGCCCUAGAAACGUCUCCUUCUUCUUUGGAAAAGUUAAGGGCGAAGUUACAAUUAUUAACGUAUAGCGAGAUAACAGCCCUUUGGCAACAGGAGAGAACUUCACGCGAGGUGUGGGAAUCCCACGCCAGACCCAUUGUGGAACUGCGUGAACAGAUAACCCCUGAAAUAAUGGGUUUAAUCAGACAACAGAGAUUGGCUUUUAUGGUGGAAGGAACAAGAUUUACCAAGUAUUCCACUAGAGGUCAAAGAGUGAAGGAUAAAUUUUGGUUUAUGCGGCUUUCACCAAAUCAUAAAGCACUUCAUUAUGGAGAUUGUGACGAAAAAAGUGCACCAACUAUCGAAGAAUUAACUUCUAAAAUAUCGGUAUCUGAUAUAAGAGCUCUAUCCGUUGGAAAAGAAUGUCCUCAUAUGAGAGGAAAGAAGUCGUCGCAUCAUUUAGCCUUUUCUUUGGCCCUUGAAGGAGUUGAUUUACAGUCUCUAGAUUGCGUAGCCCCUGACGAAUUAACUUUGGCCUAUUGGACUGAUGGGAUCAACGCCCUUAUAGGUCAGAGAAUGCAGAGUAAAGAAACUGAAAAAGAUCUGGAUAUUUUGCUCUCCAUGGAAAUUAAAUUAAGACUUUUGGACGCUGAAGGAAUUACUAUCCCACAAGAUCCUCCUCCCGUUCCUGCUGAUCCUCCCAAUUACCAUUUUUGCUACGAUUUAAAGUAAAUCGUUUUAUCAGAUAUACAUUUUUAUAAAGUUUUUGUCGAUAGAUAUAUCCCAUUACUCAAAAAUUUCAGUCUACUUCAUGGUUCGUAAUGCGAACGAAUUCUUUGGAUUUUUAAAACAAAAGUAUUGGAAGUAAUUAUUCGUGCUAAUCCAUAAUACAUGGUUUUUAAUUAACUUUUGCGCAAUGCUUUCAAAGGAAAACUCAAUUUAUUCGCAGCUACAAUCUAUUGAAUCUCUACUAAAAGACUGACAUCAUUAUACAAAAUUUCUUUUUGAAUUUUUUUAAAUUUUCAUUCAAAUGUUCUCGUAAAUUUUAUUAUAUAAUUAUUUUUUACAUCUUGCAUGUUUUUUUAUGCUUUUGUGCUGUCACAAUAUAUCAGGUUAUUAAUUAGUCAUUUUUAAUGUAAUUUUUAGGAUUAUUAUACAUUAUGUAUUAGGUAAUUUAGUAUAGUAUUGAUACUCAUGCAUGAAAGGUAAUAUCAUUAAUUUUAUAUACUUAUUUAUAUUAUCAUAUAGUCAUUACGUUUUUAUGCUCCUACGUUUACCUCCUAAAGAAUAUUGGAUCUAUUUGUUAAUGGUUGUAAUCCUAUGUUUUUAGUUUGAAUUUUUUUCUACACAUGUCUGACCAUUUUAUUAAGUUGUGAGAGCUACCAAAGCCGUACUAUUUUUUUAUUAAUGUCGUUUUUAAAUCAAGGUUCUAUACAAUUUUACUAGUAGUGUGUACGAAUUUUGUCUAAUAAAAUUCUUAAAACCUA
Messenger RNA from Agrilus planipennis (emerald ash borer), 3580 nucleotides. It is a transcript of the gene Ced-12, whose product is annotated as engulfment and cell motility protein 1. NCBI's taxonomy places the organism in Eukaryota, Metazoa, Arthropoda, Insecta, Coleoptera, Buprestidae. Gene Ontology annotation, biological process: cell motility; actin filament organization. The transcript is spliced from 4 exons. Gene Ontology annotation, cellular component: plasma membrane. The record is from RefSeq and is a predicted model, not a curated record. The coding region runs from base 705 to 2825 and encodes 706 amino acids.